Messenger RNA from Temnothorax curvispinosus, 4485 nucleotides. It is a transcript of the gene hfp, whose product is annotated as poly(U)-binding-splicing factor half pint. The record is from RefSeq and is a predicted model, not a curated record. Gene Ontology annotation, cellular component: catalytic step 2 spliceosome; precatalytic spliceosome. Gene Ontology annotation, biological process: mRNA splice site recognition; alternative mRNA splicing, via spliceosome; regulation of alternative mRNA splicing, via spliceosome. The coding region runs from base 2217 to 3938 and encodes 573 amino acids. NCBI's taxonomy places the organism in Eukaryota, Metazoa, Arthropoda, Insecta, Hymenoptera, Formicidae. The transcript is spliced from 10 exons. Gene Ontology annotation, molecular function: RNA binding.
GGCGCAUCGUCCCGCGAAGUGACUCGUUGCGCGUUUCGCGGGUUUCGUCAGGAAUUUACGGCAGAUCCCGAGGUCCUCUUCCGUCCCCGAAACGGCUCACGAGGAACGAUGAAUGGAACAAUGGCUAUGGCACCGACGUCACAAAACAGUGCGGAGCCACCGGCGAAGAAGGCCAAAGUGGAAGAUGUUACAGCGGAGAGACAGUACAGAAUCCGUGGCCUACGACUGAGCUGUGAUCAUGAACGUGCGCCAAACAAUGAAAGACUACAUUCGUUGAACAGAACAAAUCAGAGUUUAACAAACUCCCACUGAUACCGUAUCUAUUGCCGAGUACGAUGCAUACUUUAGAUAGGUCAGCAUUUUAGGGCUUAGAGUUUCUCUGUUCCUGAUUAUGAGCCUCUUUCGGAGGAUAGGCGCCACUUUAAUUCCACCGUUGUGAACAAUAAUAUGUGAAAUCUUAUCUUUAUCAAUAUGUACGGCAUAAUAACGAUUAAGAGACAUUUUUUUAUGUAUAUGAUUAUCUCGUGGAGAUAUUACUGUCAAAAGAGUGAUACCUCUACCUGCAAAUAUCAACGUAUCUAGAGGCUCGUAAUCGGGAGUGGCAAUGGCGAAGGGUGUAUAUAUUAAAUUUGUCAUAUAUCUAUCGAACAUGCAUUUAUAUUAUAUUUGCAUUAGGUGAUAAUGUCGAUAAGUCCCAACACUUGGACGUCGAUAUAGCCAUGGAUGUGGCUUAGAGAUUCUAAUUGAAUCUCUUUCAAAUAUGACAUGAUGAGAACGUGAUAUCCACUCCCGUUACGCCUUCGUCUUGACAUUUUAUUCUGCCAUCGCUAAGCAGUAUAUACGCGCUAAUUCGAGACAUGUUAUAACGAUGUCCGAGUGUGCAUGUAGGCGAUGCGAGUGAAAAAAAGAAAUUGACCGCAAAUGCGAUUUAGUAUUACGUGACGUUGAACCGUUGAGUAAUCGCAUUCUGGAUAUUAAUCGUGGAAAAAGAAAAGAAAUUCACGUAUCCGCAUUUAAAGAUCUCGCCAUUGCUACGUGAAAAUUUGUUAGGUUGAAAAGUGGUAGGUUGGAGAAGGCAAAGACUAAGAAUAUGGCGCAGAAAAUGCACUGAGAGUAUUCUCCUUUGCUUUGUGCUUACAGAUUUGUGCGUCGCCUCAAUCUCGGAUAAUUUGCGCACAACCGUCAUUGCUCAGCCCAGAACACGGUUAGCUGUAAAUCGAAUGAUCGCACAAAACUUUAAGAGCCUUUUUUAAUUCAUGAAAAAGUCGAACUGACUUCUGUUUUUCUGUUUCUGAUUUCUGUUUCAGAGACUAGCAGACCAAAUUGGUUAUGAAACCUAAUCUAAUUAUGACUAGUCUGAUUUUUGGGGCUGAUUGUGCAAACAGUACUUAAAGCUCAAAUUUAAAUAAGACACUCCUCGGCUAAUGACUAAUUUUUAUCAAAGUUUAAUGCAUAUGAAUAAUGUUCGGUCCAUCUAUUUUCUCUUACAAGUCGUAUCGUUUCUGACAAAAUUUCUUAUCUUGUGGUCUUCGUACAAUCUACGCUCUGUUUCUUCCAAUAGCAUGCAUCAAACGAGAGAUACUUCUUCGUUUCGAUGUUUGCAUAAAUAUAUGGUUUUCAUAUAUACAUUUUGCAUACAUAUCUCUACAAUACAUCCACAUGCACACAUCAACACACACCCAUACAACCAUAUUUAUUAAAAGAGUUGUAAUAUUCCUUGAUCGUUUUAAUUUCUGUGAACUUACAGUUUGGAGGACGGUUUUAUCAUAGCAGCUUCUGGCAUGGCGUCACGGUACUCCCGUGUUAAGAAAGAUAUUCCACAAUACGAAUAAGAAUAAUGCGCCCGCAUACAUCAAUGCGACUAAUAGAAGUUUUACUAGCCUAGGGAAAUAGGUCAUCCAGCUGUUAUACAUCUCCGUGUACGAAUCUGUACAUAUAUAAAUGUUUUCCCCAAAGAUUGGUUAAAACAAACGUCUGAUUGCUGAGACAGCAGUUAUUUUUACAUUAAAUAAUGAAAAAAAGAGUUUUCAUGAAUUGGAUUCUAAAAAUGUGAAAUAAAUGGCCACCCAAUUUGCUAACGAGAGAAAGAAAGUAAUCCUUAAUCCAUCGAUUGAAUCAUUAAGAAAUAACUUGGUGGCGUAACUGAUUCUAUUUAAAAAUGAAAUGUUUGAAAUAUCAUUAAUACUUCUAUAUCCAUCCUUAAUGCCAACUGUCUAAUGCAUAAUUUCUUUAUAGGAAAUGCAUCAGAGUUCUUAUCAGGCCCCAUAUAUGAUCUCAAUCAAAUCGGCCAAGUCGUUGCUGGACCUGGCGCCAAAUAUCUGACACUGCCUGGAAUAUUAGGAGCUGGUCUACCGAAAAUUACUUCCGAGCAACAAGACACUGUAAAUAGAGCGAAGAAGUAUGCGAUGGAGCAAAGCAUUAAGAUGGUCCUCAUGAAGCAGACCUUGGCCCAUCAACAACAGCAAAUGGCUAGUCAACGGAAUCAGGUGCAAAGACAGCAGGCUCUCGCUCUCAUGUGCAGGGUUUAUGUGGGCAGCAUCAGUUUUGAGUUGAAAGAAGAUACAAUCAGGCAAGCUUUCUUGCCAUUCGGACCGAUCAAGUCCAUCAAUAUGUCUUGGGAUCCCGUUACGCAGAAGCACAAGGGCUUCGCCUUUGUCGAAUACGAGAUACCCGAAGCCGCGCAACUUGCUUUGGAGCAAAUGAACGGUGUCAUGAUCGGUGGCCGCAACAUCAAGGUCGUGGGACGUCCAUCCAAUAUGCCACAAGCGCAAUCUGUGAUCGACGAGAUCACCGAGGAGAGCAAACAUUAUAAUCGCAUUUAUAUCGCGUCGAUACACCAAGACCUGACGGAAGACGACAUCAAGUCAGUUUUCGAGGCAUUCGGGCCGAUCACAUAUUGCAAACUUGCACAAGGCAGUUCGCCCCAUCGACACAAAGGUUACGGCUUUAUCGAGUAUGAGACAAUGCAAGCUGCGCUGGAGGCCAUCGCCUCCAUGAACUUGUUCGAUUUGGGUGGCCAGUAUUUGAGAGUAGGGAGAGCCAUAACGCCGCCGAAUGCACUCAUGGGACCACCCAGUGGUACUAGCAUGAUGCCGACUGCGGCCGCGGUGGCCGCAGCAGCCGCGACAGCAAAGAUUCAAGCGAUGGACGCGGUUGCCAGUAACGCGGUCGCGUUAGGUCUCACUAAACUUGGGGCUGCCGCACCACCAAUCCUGAAUCAAACGCUUCCUGGCGUAGUACGACCUACUAUAGCACCUGCAGCGAUAAUGGCACCACCGACGGUGGCAACAGUAGCGCCAGUGAUACCUCCACCCGGCAUAGCCAUACCGCAAACCUUAACGCGACCGCCCGCUAUUAUCCAACCGAUUCCUGGCCAACCGGUCGUUAUACCACCUCCUGCUGUUGUCGCGCCUACAAUUGUCGGCACGCCAAUUAUACCAGUUACAACAACUGCAAAUUCCGAUAUUAUGAGGCGAGCGCAGGAACAAGCGGCUCAUCAGAAACAACAGGAAGAAUUACAGAAGAAACUCUUAGAGGAAACGGAACCACAGACGUUGCAGCAGCAAGAGAAUAUGUCAAUCAAGGGCCAGAGCGCGCGUCAUCUCGUCAUGCAGAAGCUUAUGCGUAAAGUUGAGUCCCGAGUCGUUAUUUUAAGAAAUAUGGUGGCACCGGAGGAUGUGGACGAGACCCUACAGGAGGAGAUUCAGGACGAGUGCUCCAAGUUCGGUGUGGUCGUACGGGUUAUUAUUUAUAAAGAGAGACAGUCCGAGGAUGACGAAAACGCGGAAGUCAUCGUAAAGAUAUUCGUCGAAUUCGCCGAAAUGAACGAAGCGGAACGAGCAAGAGAUUCGCUGAACGGUCGUUAUUUCGGCGGACGACUGGUCAAGGGGGAACUGUACGAUCAAGCCCUGUUUGAUAAUAGUGAUUUUUCUGGUUGAUGCGCAGAAUGCUCUCGUUUGCUAUGCAUUAAGUUUUUAUCAAUUUAAUUCGUAUAAGAAAAACUUGACGUUGACUGACAGCUUGAUUUUUAUUGUUUAAACUACUAUUUAUAACGAAAUCUUAGAAUCACGCGUUGGGCAGUCAAAAAAGUCACACGAUCACGGCUCCAAUCGUAAGUUUGUAGUAACCAAGUCGCAAAAUGUAAUUAGAAACUGCACAGCGCGAUCUGGAGCAGAAGAUAAUUCAAGUUUAUCAAAUGUGAUUUAGAAUGUCAUACGUUCAACUUCUUUUUUCCUCCCCUCAUGUAAAACGAAACUUUAUACCAUAUCUACGUUAUUCGUUUCGUGUCACGGGCAACCGCAAUUGCAAACUUAGAGUCGUAGAGUAUAUCGAGAAAUGAAUAUUUCGUACACCUACCCAGUAUAUAGUACCUUUUGUUAUAAUUUUGCGCCGAGAAUGAUUGUAUAUGAAAGCGAUAGAUCUUCAUUUACAUGUAUAGAAAAGAAUAGAAUAUUAAUAAUAAAUCAUUUUUCAUAUACAGAGUGA